This is a messenger RNA of Strongylocentrotus purpuratus (purple sea urchin), 2307 nucleotides long. RefSeq lists its product as uncharacterized. NCBI's taxonomy places the organism in Eukaryota, Metazoa, Echinodermata, Echinoidea, Camarodonta, Strongylocentrotidae. The coding region runs from base 332 to 1615 and encodes 427 amino acids. The transcript has 4 exons. The record is from RefSeq and is a predicted model, not a curated record.
GAAUUAAAAUGGCCUAUUCGCUAAUGGCAAGAUUACGGGUUGUCAUUUACGACCAUUGUUAGUUAGGAAUUGGUGUUGAGGCAAAUACGAUCAGUCCUCUUCUUCGUUCUUGCUAUGUCAGCCAUACUACAAUCCCAGUGCGAGUUGGUGCAGACCUGCAUGUCUCCAGAGAGACCUAUAUAUUUUGGCCGCGUGUGUAGACUUAAUGCAAUAUUUUAUGCUGAAAUUAUCCUAAACGUCAUAAGGGAUUAAUUCUGCCUCAUCAAUUCCAGUAUACUGAGCAGAGAAGGAACAUUGUAUCUGUCUGUUGAAUGGUCGGUAUACACCAAAGAUGGCUUCUCGAUUAUACCGCAGUUCAAACAGAUGCAGAUUUAUUCAAAGCUGGACUCGCCCUGCAACACUCAUCUUGAUUGCACUACUUCUGGUGCUCCCAUCAUUAGUUACCUAUAUUCAUCAACAAUCAGAAGGGUCGGGCAGGUUUUCAGGAGAGGGCCCACUUCCGAAACAAGCAGGCAGUGACGGUGUAAGAAGCCGACCCGGGAAAAUCUAUCACCCAAGAACCAAAAAGAAUUUGUAUUCCGACAUUGCUACGACUGGGGUUGUUGGUGAUGCUGCUGAUGAACCACUCCUCAAGAUGAAAGGAAAUCCUGUGGCAAUAACCGAUGAUAAUAAUGUAUCCCGUAUCAUAACUGCAUUCAAAUUGCGAAACCAGCUUCCUAACUACUUUACACGUGGAGAUCCAGCUGGCCUUGCUGAGAGAUACCGGGAAGGGAAAAUGGCGUUCGUACAGAACGUUAAAUCCGGUGGAACAACGAUCAAAAAUUGCAUUGUAGAAAUGUGUAGAGAUCUACAUAUUCCAACGUCUUAUAUAGACAAUAGAAACAGGAUGGAAACGUUUACAAAAUACGAGAUCGAAGCUGGAACACCCAACCGAACUAUAUUUAGAGGACAAGGAUCAUACACUAUCUGUGAAUAUGUGAGAGACAGACCCUGUUCUUAUUUCACCAUGGUCCGGGAGCCCGUUUCAAGGUUAGUAUCUAGUUACCUCUUCUGCCAGCAGUCAGGGACAGACUGCACCAAAUCAUCAGUCAACGUAUCGCUCGACGCCUGGGCUCUCAACUGGGGAAGUAUGCUUUUUCACACAAUAUUUUGGCAUUUUCAGAAACAUUUCCCAUUCAAAGGGGCAGAUAAUUGUUUCCAGCACCAGUCGGCAGAGUUUAGGGUCUUUGCUAAAGAGCUUCAGCACAAAUAUCCCAGUAUAGUUACUGGAAAUCGAUUAGGAUACCGAAUGACCUAUCGAGAGAGACAGGCUUUUCUUUCUUAUUGCCUUGAAAACCUGGAAAACCGGUUCGCAGUCAUAGGUUUAAUUGAAGAGUUCAACACAUCCGUUGAUCUUUAUCAGGAAGUGUAUAGGUUGCCUUUUCGAGAUUACUUACAUGGAGCCAAGAACAUAGGACGUGCCAAACAAGAAAUGGACCCGUCCAAAAUUAACAAGAUGAAAGAGGAAAUACGCGCCAAUCCGUUCAUAAUGGAGGCGUUAUAUGAAGAUAUCAAGAUCUACGAGAAAGCUCAAGAAAUCAUGAAACUUCAAAAACAAGCAUUUGGGUUGGUUUAAACGUCAUAUCAAAAGGUUGUACAACUUAGGCCAAGCAACAAAAGUAACGAGUUUCUCGUACGGACUAACAAAAAAGAGUAGACAGCGCUUUACUAUUUACUAAUUUUCAUUUUGUUCCUUUCCCCCCAAUAUGGCCGCCAUGCUAAAUAUGACUAGCCAAGGUAUAUAUAUUCACAGAUAUAGUGCUAUUUGAGUAUACUGAUGCAAUGUAUGACAACAGAAAUGUUUUGUAUCAUUUUAGUCCACAGGGUUGGAUUUAUCAUUUUCUUUUCUCUUUUCAUGUGGUGAUUGUGGCAAUGUGAAUUGAUCUUGAAGGGUGGAGUUUGUUGUCUUCAUGGGGUUUUAUCGAUCAAACUUUAUUGAUCAAUAAAGCUUCGAGAUGAGAUGAACGGUAUCUAUCGGGAUUACGUUGUGUUUUCGGGAUCAUCUCAUGGCGAGGGUCGGAAAGAGUUGUUCCAGCUUUGUGUAUUAAAUUGCUGAAGAGGCCUUGGUCGCACGUCAUUUUUUUUUUUUGGGGGGGGGGGACCACUUCUGUUCAAAGUAACUUGACACUUGUACUCAUGACUUUUUUGUUAACUAUAGUUAUAAUAUUUUACUCUUGAUUUUCAUUAUCUUUCGUUAAAGAUAAAGACCAGUUAUAGUCAUGCGAUUGCAUUGUGAAAGAAACGUUGUGAAAUCGAUCAGAAAAGGUU